AUGCAUAUCAUCAUUAUUGGUGCUGGCCCAGCUGGCCUCGCAGCCGCCCUCGCACUCUCCCAAACAGCCAUUCAAGGCUCGCCGCCUCGCAUCACUAUUCUCGAGCUGCGCCCAAAAGUCGAAACGCUCUGCGGGACGAUUCUGCUAACACCCUUGGCGCUACGAUACCUGGAUGCUCUUGGAGUCGGAUCACGAUUACGAAAACUGGGUAUCCCGAUCCGAGGUGUCGAUGUCGUGGCUCUUUGGACUGGCCGGACGCUGGGGCAGAUGUUACCGGGAACAGAUGCGCUGAGAGUUAUGAGGCAUCAUCUUGUGCAAUGCAUGGCGGAUGCUGUUGCUGAACUGCCUAACGACCGGGUCAACUUGCGUUAUGGUGCGAGGGUCACCGACAUACGACAGGUCGACGACCAGGGAGAUGAUGAGGGUACUGUUCGUGUCGACCUACGAUUUGAUGCCGAUGAGUCGCAGGAGUCUAUCAGUUGCGAUAUUCUGCUUGGUUGCGAUGGUAUACACUCUUUCGUUCGGACCACGGUCGUGGAUUGUGAACGGAAGAAGACGUAUUCUGGUCGUGCCAUUGCCUACGGGUACGUCAACUGUGAUUCUCCUGGAAACAUCAAUAUGACAACAUCAGAUGGGAAGCCCAUCCUCCUGGACUCUACUAUGAUCCAAGGCCAGCAUGGAUCAUUCUUCAUGACCUAUUUCGAGCCAUCGAGGGAGAAGGUAUAUGCUCUAGCUCUCAUGCCAAUGGCAGAGAACCAAGACUCACGGGAAGGAUGGAAGGCGUUAGGAGAAGACAAACUCACACUCAAGCGGGAUAUUGUUGCUCGUUUUAAAGAAGGCAGUAUUGAAGGCCUAGAAACCAUCAUCAACGAAAGCGACUGGUACUUCUACCCUGUCUAUAUGCUUCCUCCUGAGGGAAGAUGGAGCAAAGGAAGAGUGCUUCUUCUAGGGGACGCCGCGCAUGCUAUGCCACCCCAGGGCGAAAGUACCGGUAUCGCGAUCGAAGACGGUGUCCUAUUCGCCCAUGUACUUAGCGAGGGGAUAUCAAGGGGUGUACCUUAUGUCAUGGAAGCCUAUGAGGCCCUGAGACGAGAUGACAUCAAGAAACUGCACGCUGAGACAAUGUUUCGCUGGAAUGCUGGGAGUUCGUCGUCGUGGCUAUGGAGUAUCACGAUGGAAUUUGCUACUUGGGUCUAUCUUCUUCUUGCCAACUACCGACAGGAAGAUUACUUUAAGCGGGAUGUAAGAAGCUUCAAGCUUCCAUGA
Fusarium mangiferae is the source of this 1266-nucleotide messenger RNA. RefSeq lists its product as uncharacterized. The record is from RefSeq and is a predicted model, not a curated record. The transcript is spliced from 2 exons. Gene Ontology annotation, molecular function: monooxygenase activity; FAD binding. Bases 1 to 1266 code for a protein of 421 amino acids. Lineage: Eukaryota; Fungi; Ascomycota; Sordariomycetes; Hypocreales; Nectriaceae.